Molecule: messenger RNA, 4076 nt
Organism: Boeremia exigua
Lineage: Eukaryota; Fungi; Ascomycota; Dothideomycetes; Pleosporales; Didymellaceae
Exons: 2
Coding region: 194-3976 (1260 amino acids)
Source: RefSeq, a predicted model, not a curated record
GUUGUUUGUUGGUUCCACAGCCUCUCGCACAUCCCUCCACAGCAUUCAGGCAGCGCCAUGCCUCAUUGAACAGCGGUGUCGAAGUCACGUUGUUUCUAGAUGUGUGCUUGAUUGCACCCGUUGCCCACCACACAUCCAGUCACCAUCAAGUUGUUCAAUCUGCACCCCUAGCAGGCUUUCACAGCCGUUGUUCAUGAACGCGAUCGACGCUCGUAUGCAGCCACACGAUGGCCAGCGGCGUCAGCACCGCCACUACGAGGCUGCGCCUGCCAAUGGCUACCCUGUGUCUGGCACCGGAACCUUUCUGAUGCCAGACGCGCAAGGCGCAUUUGCCCUUUCGGCAGAGCCCACAGCCAUGUCCUACGAGAAUCCGAUGAUGGUCCUUCCACCCUCCAGUUCCCCGGGUCAAGACUCUGUCUUUGCCCCCAACGUUGGAUCCUCUUUUGACUCCACCCUCCACCCCGACAUGGUUAGUCGCUCAUACCCUCCGCUCAAUUCGUACAGUCAAGGCCAGAGCCUCUCACCAGGGGUCUACAAUAAUAUUGGUCAAGCUAUCUCGCCGUCGCACUCAGCAGAGCACCUCAGCCCAGAGCCUGGGUACGCGAGCGACUUUACUCAGCACGAUCUCAGUAACUACACCACACCGAGCUUCAAUGGCCAAUACCUCGACGAAUCCUUCUCGAAUUUGAACUUCACCGAGGAUCCCACGACCACAGCAUUCCCCCCUUACCAAGCAGAUGUAGACAUGUCCAUGUUAACGUCCGGCACCUUGAGUACAUAUAAUGCUCAGCACCACAUGUCGACGGCCAACGGAACUUUCGCCCAUCAAAGCCAACUGAUGUCCCCAAGCAUAACAAAUAACUCUAGUCCUGCAAUGGGCAACGACAACUCGGCAUUCACAACCAUGCAAUAUGCUGGAGAAGACCAGAGUUCCUUCACGUCUCCCAAACCAGCAACGCAUAUGCCACACACCAUACCAAGGAAGCCGUUGCAGAGUCCGCCUCUGACGAACACUCCAGGGCAUUUGUCUUUGGCAAGCCCUCGUCCGCUUACUCGUCAUAUGACAAGUCCGAUUGUACGAGUAGAGAACUACAGUAGUAGAGAGGAUUCGCCAUCACACUCCGAUAACAGCCGGGGCAUGAGCAGACGAAGUCUCAGUAGUCGGCGAUCUGGCAAUCACCUCUCUCCAUAUCCAAAAGGCGAAUCUUCUGACGAGGAAGACCUGCAAGAACAAGGAAGCACCCACACCAGAUAUCGAGAAACACAACGCAACGCAGAUGGUUCAUGGCUGGGCACGGGUGCUCAAGGCCAAACCGGAUUGAGUCCUGAGGAUCGUCGAGCAAUGGGCAAUGUCCUCGUACCGAGCCUCGAUGAAAUCGCAGAGCGUAGAGCAAGAAUGGAGAAGAAGCUCGAAGUGCAGGACUGGCUUACGAAGAGCGAAGUUGGGAGUGAGGCAGGGGACAUUGGCUCAUCGAGCAACUAUCUCAAGCCCCACACCGGACGACGUCGUGCCAAAAGCCAGAAUGAUGCUAACCGUCAGGCUUUGCAGGGAAGUUUCAGUCCCAAUAUCGGUGCUGACCUUGGUAAAUUCAACCCCAGGUUCAUAAACGAGGAUAGCGACUAUGACGAUGACGAUGAAGAUGACGAAGAUUAUCAAUCAAAUUCGCCGCCAGCCUCUGUGAACAUACACGCAGACCAGGUAGACGAGUCAUACUUUCCUGCUACGCGAGAACCUAGUCCGACCCCAGACGCGAUUGUGCAACCGUGGAUGGACGUGCCCAUCCAGCCGUCGACAGCAGCGAGCCACUACCAGCCUCCAACCUCGAACGCUGCAAUGAUGCGCUUUCGACAACGAGCAAAGGAUGUUGAGUCUGCAUCGCUUGCAGCGACCGUUGGGUCGCGCCGUCUAAGCGAGCCCGAUCUUGCCAGCAUUCGUGGAGCGCCAGGUAUCGCACGACUUAUAGAGCCUGAGCGAAAGAGCGACGAGAGACAACGCCGACCAAGCUUUCUGCGUAAUAUUCGACGGACUCCAAGUAAUCUGCUCAAGCGAAAGGGUAGUAUGCCUGUGCAGCAGACUAUGGACAUAGAUUCGGAUCAGUCCAAGGAGCCCAUGUUCGAGAAGCCGAAGCGCAUUGGUAGCUGGGGUCGACCCAAAUCGCCAAGGCUGAAUACCAACCUAAGCGACAAGAGUAAAGAAGGUACCCCGUCAAGCUCACUGGGGACCUCAGGACCGUGGUACCAGGGUGCGAGAAAUGUCAUAAGACGGAAUCGUAGUCGGAGUGAUAUCGGCAGAAGCAGAGGCGAUUCUGGCAAGUCUUUUGGUCUUGCCGAGCUCAUGACACAGCACGGGGGACCACCAAUGCCCAUGCUUGCCUCGCCGCUCGCAGAUACGGAAGCAACAAAACAGUCUGUGCAGCCGAGCCCCACCGCUGAUGCGGACGAUGACGAUGACGAACGAGAAGCAAUCACAAUGGACCUUAAAGUGCGUACUGAUCCCAUCAUCCCAAACCAAGAGGGGUUCCGAACGCAUGCUCGCCAAUUGAACCCUCGCCUAGCGGACUUCAUGGUGGAGCGCAUUGCUCAAGAGCAAAUUAGAAGAUACAAACGACUUCUUGAAUUCCGAGUGAAGCAUAUCAAUGUUGUGCAGAACAAAACUUGCCCGUCGGUGAAGUUCUGCACCGAGCUGGGAGGGGAAGCCCGACAGCUCCCACCCAAAGCUGGCAAUAAGGAUCCCGAUGUGCCUUUCAUAGGUUUCCAGAUAUCAGCCCCAGGCGAGGAGGAAGACGACGAAGAACUUCCGUCAGAAGGUACGGUUGUGGCUGCUCAAUUUCCCUCGGGCGUUCCCCUGCCGCCUGUCAAACGCCUGCCAGCAGAGUUUGAGUGCCCUCUGUGCUUCAAGGUGAAGAAGUUCUACAAGCCAUCUGAUUGGACUAAGCAUGUACACGAAGAUGUCCAGCCUUUCACGUGUACCUUCCCGAACUGUCAAGAACCGAAGUCUUUCAAGCGUAAAGCUGACUGGGUUCGCCACGAGAAUGAGCGCCAUCGACAGCUCGAGAACUGGACGUGCAACAUUACCGAUUGUAACCACACAUGCUUUCGCAAGGAUAAUUUCGUGCAACAUCUUGUCCGAGAGCACAAGAUCGCUGAACCGAAGCAGCGGACCGGGCGGGCAUCCAACAAGGAUCCGCCCACGAGUAGCGACCCAGACGAUAUCUGGGCUAUUGUAGAGAGAUGCCGCCAAGAUACAACGAAGCAGCCCAAGGACGAGGCAUGUCGCUUCUGUGGCAACAUUUGCAACAGCUGGAAGAAGCUCACUGUUCACUUGGCGAAACACAUGGAGCAGAUCAGCAUGCCCAUACUUCCGUUAGUUGAACAGAAAAUGCUCAAUGCCGAUACUAUCAUAAGCCCUGUACAGGAGUUCCCGGACCAACGCAAGCUAUCGGCACAAUUCACUAGGAAGCCAGUCGGCGGCAGCCCAUCGCACCAUACUGCUGGCACGACUUUCGCGCCAGGCAUCAACCCGUUUAGUCCAGUCCCGCAAAAUAAUACACCUGAGGCAGCGACCAGUGUAAUGCACUCAUACCCGCCGCCUCAGCUAGUCCCGCCACAGCAGGGUGCGUAUCCAGUUUAUGCUGGCAAUAGCUUACCAUACUCCAAUCAGACCUAUCCGGGUCUGCAAAAUCCGCCGAAAUCCCCUCUGGUGUUUACCAAUGGCUUCGACAUGCAAAAUCCCUCCUACCUCAGCUUAGGUCCUAUGUCUACGGUUCAACAACAGGACCAAGCAAUGUUCACAAAUUCUCCUACAGAGACGACGGCGUUCCCCAAUUACUUCACUCCGGACCAGCAGAACAUGACGGGAAGCUUUGACCCAACGAUGCAAAUGCAGUAUCAGCAACAAAGUCCCACAGGAACAUAUCAGGCUAUGCAGUAUUUGACGAAUCAGCACCAGCACUCGUAUCAAUAUCAAGGCCAGUAACGCCUCAAGGAAGAUGUAUGAGCUAGAGAAAGGAUGGAUAUGUUGCAAUAUCAGCGCUUCUCACGCAUAACGACCUUUGUUUUAUUUUUUCCUAUCUCAG